UUGGGCCGGCCCCGGUGCCGAAAGCCCUUGCUUUGACUGCUUUGCCCAAGUUUGAUUCUUCGAUCAAAUCUCAACCUCGCUUUGUAGUGCUACCUUGGUAUGGUAGAACGAAAAACUUGUGUCCGUAUUUGGGUGUCAUUAAACUCUACUCGUGGUAUUAGAAUGGUGAAAUAAAACCCUUCCAGUUCGCGGCUCAUCCAUGACUUAUUGCACUUCAUGGGUAACCGUAGACUUGAAGCGGAUUGCUAUAGCUUUGCGUCAUUGUGGGCGAGUUCAAGCUCCCAAACUCGGGAAAUCGUAUCACUCGCAUUUGAUCAAAUCUGGGGUUCAUCACGACAUCUUUAUAGCCAACAAUUUAAUUUCUAUGUACGUUGAUUUGACGCUCUUGGAUGAUGCUCGCAAACUGUUCGAUGAUAUGGUUCACAGAAAUGUUGUUACAUGGACUACGAUGGUCUCCGCAUAUACUAGUCGCGGAAGACCUUAUGAAGCCAUCGAGCUAUAUUUGAAGAUGUUAGAAUCUAAAACAGAUGAGGAACCCAAUGGCUUCAUGUACUCUGCCGUGCUGAAAGCAUGUGGCUAUGUGGGUAAUGUCGAAUUGGGUCGGCUGAUUCAUAAAAGAAUUAUUUCAGAAAAGUUAGAGCGUGACACUGUUCUAAUGAAUACCCUUUUGGACAUGUAUAUUAAAUGCGGGAAUUUUAAUGAUGCGAGGGAGAUUUUCCUUGACUUUUCAAGUGCGAAUUCUACUUCAUGGAAUACCAUAAUUUCAGGGUUUUGUAAGGAAGGUUUGAUGGAGGAAGCAGUAGGGUUAUUUCAUAGAAUGCCAGAACCAAAUGCUGUGUCUUGGAACAGCAUCAUUGCUGGUUUCGCAGAUAUAGGCAGUUUGCGUGCGUUGGAAUUUGUGUGUAUGAUGCACCAAGGAGGCCUCAGGCUUGAUGAGUUCACAUUCCCAUGUGCUCUUAAAACCUGCAGCUUUGUUGGUUUGUUGGCAAUGGGGAUGCAAAUUCAUGGUUAUGUCCAAAAGUCUGGGUUCGAGUCCAGCUAUUUCACUCUUUCAGCAAUGAUCGAUAUGUACGCAAAUUGCAAUGAAAUAAAGCAGGCAAUCAAGAUUUUUGAUCAAUAUGCGUGCUGCAACACUUACAUCUGUGACAGCCUGGCAAUUUGGAACUCUAUGCUUUCUGGUUAUGUUGUCAAUGAAUGCAAUGUAAAUGCUGUCAAUCUGCUUUUGCAAAUAUAUCAUUCUGGUGUCUCUAAAGAUUCCUACUUUUACAGCAAUGCUUUGAAGGUCUGCAUCAAUAUACUCAACUUAAGACUGGGACGUCAAGUUCAUGGUCUUGUUGUUACUGGUGGAUAUGAAUUAGACUGUGUAGUUGGAAGCAUUCUCAUUGAUCUUUAUGCCAGACAGGGUAAUAUAAAGGAUGCUUUUGGACUUUUUCAUAGGCUUCCAAAGAAAGAUAUUGUAGCUUGGUCAGGCUUAAUAAUGGGGUGUGCUAAUAUGGGAUUGUUACUUGCAGCUUUUUCUCUGUUCAGAGAUAUGAUUAAUUUGAAUGUUGAAGUAGAUCAAUUUAUUAUCUCUAGUGUUCUGAAAGUUUGUUCAAGUUUAUCUUCUCUUGGAAGUGGCAAACAGGUUCAUGCUCUCUGCAUGAAGAGAGGAUAUGAAUUAGAAGAGGUCACCCUCACAUCACUUAUUGAUAUGUAUUCUAAAUGUGGUGAAAUUGAGGAUGGUUUGGCUUUAUUUCUUUCAAUGCCAAAAAGAGAUGUUGUGUGUUGGACAGGGAUCAUUGUUGGUUGUGGGCAGAAUGGAAGACCAAAAGAAGCGAUCAAGUUUUUCCAUGACAUGAUAGGAUCAGGGUUGAAGCCAAAUGAAGUCACAUUUCUUGGUGUCCUUUCUGCCUGCAGACAUGCUGGUUUGGUUGAAGAGGCAUGGACCAUAUUUAACUCCAUGAAGCCUGAUCAUGGACUAGAACCUCAUUUGGAGCAUUAUUAUUGCAUGGUUGAUCUGCUUGGUCAAGCUGGAUGUACAAAAGAGGCUGAAAAGUUGAUUGCUGACAUGCCCUUUGAGCCUGAUAAGUCCAUUUGGGGCUCUAUGCUCGAGGCCUGUGCUAUUCACAAUAAAACUAAUCUGGUUAAUGUUAUAGCUGAACACCUUCUUGCAACCUCAGGAAAAGACCCUUCGAUCUAUGUUAUGCUUUCAAAUGUUUAUGCAAAAUUGGGAAUGUGGGACAAGUUAAGCAAAGUGAGGGAAACUGUUAAGAAGUUGGGUAGAAAAGAAGCUGGAAUGAGCUGGAUUGAGAUUUGAAGUUAACCAAAGGUAUUAGAUGCAUUGUACAGUGCACAACAAUCCAUAGUUAAUCAGAGUUAGGCGGUUGCUCCUCAAUUCUUGAUUUAGUACAAUAUUAAUUUCAAUCGGAAUUAUUGUACAAGACAAUAAAUGUGCUCAACUAUUGGAGUUGGUUAUUGAAACGAGUACAGGCAUGAUGCGAUUGAGUUUCUCUUAAGAAAUCAUUCCCAGGCAUACCCCUUCUUUUUGGGCAAUGAGUCAUAGUUGGCUGCUGGAAGAAUGUGGAGAAUGAAAACGGAAUGAAUGGUUGGAUGUUAGGAUUUUUGUAAAUGAACAAAAGGAGGAAUUAAUGGGGUAUUUGCUUUCUUGAGUAGGCUCUUCUGUGCUUUCCAAGAUGCAGCUUGUGACCCAGCGUGGGAAAAGGAUGCUGAACUGCAUACUUUCGUGUUCGAGAAAUUGUCAAAAUAAGCAGGCAGCACUGCCAAUCUAAGCUUUCUUGAAGGGGUUGUGCUGUUCGGAUAGAGAUUGUUCAUCAAGACUACUGCUUCUAGAGAUUGAUGACUACUUUAGCUAGUGGAGGUCAGGUCAGGUUUGCUAUGGUAUCUUCUGUUCUGAAAUACAAAGAAGGUGCAAAAUGCAAAUACAUUGUCCAAAUUCAAUAGCUGGACAACAUUUUGGUGUGGGCAAAGGCUACAAGACAAAGGCAGGACACAAAUGCUAAAGCAAGCUCAGCCUGUACUGAUGGAGAAGUUGGUGUCUGAACCUGCGGUGGAGAACAACAAACUACAAAAAGUAUCAGCGCAGCUUUCACUCAGAUUUUCAGGUUUCAUGAAGAUCUCACCACAUUCAGGACAAGGACAAAUGGUGCUCCUCUCUCUAGUGAAUCCAAGAACAGGAUCAACCACCAUUCUACACUCAUAACAGCCGGAAAAUCUUCUGAAUGGCAUUC
Molecule: messenger RNA, 3227 nt
Organism: Tripterygium wilfordii
Lineage: Eukaryota; Viridiplantae; Streptophyta; Magnoliopsida; Celastrales; Celastraceae
Product: pentatricopeptide repeat-containing protein At4g08210
Exons: 4
Coding region: 200-2296 (698 amino acids)
Biological process (GO): RNA modification
Molecular function (GO): protein binding; RNA binding
Source: RefSeq, a predicted model, not a curated record